UUCAGCUGAGAGAAAAGGUGCAGAGAGAGUUAAGUGUGUGAGCUCCUUUGCAGGACCCCAGUGAGACCGCAGCGGAGUGCCAAAGUCUGCCAAGGUCAGCACGGUCUCCUGGGCCCAGUGUGAGAUAUCAGAGAUGCAUCCAUGCUUCAGUCAUGGCAUUGCUUCACUUGAAGAAACCUUGACUGUGUUCUUAGAUAUUUCGGUUGAUGGAGACUGAGUGAGUCAGGAGCCCUGGGUUGGGUUUCAAGCCCUGGCCCUCACUUGCUUAGGCAGUGUUCUGUGCCUUUGUUUUGACACUCGUAAAUAAAGUGGGGGCCAUGGACCAGUUCUAUGUUUCUUCCCAUUUUUAACCUGUUCCCCUUUCUGUGAACACAGAACACCCAUUGCCCGGUUUUAUGUUGGUUGAAAUUUCAGGUAAUUAUGUCAGCUGAAGCCACAUCAAUGUAAAUUGUAUCUUGGAAGAAAAAGUUUUAUAAGGCACACAUUUAUGAAGUUAAAGGAGAGUGUUGGGUGGGCCUGGUUUUUCCAGUUUUUCUAUCCUCGAUAAGUGUGGACCAGAGCUAAAGCUUCUUGGUUUUGUGGUCAUAACUGUAGAAAGCCAGCGUCGCUAAUGCUUAAAAUUAUAAUAUUAAAUACGCUUUCCCAUGAAGUCCCAUCCCACCCCCCGCCAAUGUCACUUUCAUGACCUGUGUUUUUCAAACUGUAGGUUGUCACCCAUCAGUGGGAUCAACAUUUUAAAAAAGACAAAUUGGUGAGAGUGCAGAAUACGAAUGUGCGUGGCAUGCAGUAGGAGCAGGCUUGCUCCAGGAAAUUCUGUUUGGGUUUUGUGUGUAUGUGCAUGUCCCUGAGUGGCUCUUGUAAAGUGCACUUCUGAAUGGGGAUUACAGCCAAAAAAGUAAGAAAAACACUGACCCUGAUGAUCAUUAAUAUGAUCUCUUGAGCACCAGCUGUCAACGGCCUGUGAUUACUAAAUAGAUAUUUGGAAGACUUUUGGCAACUUUUCUGCCCCUUCCCGUGUCUUCCUCACCUAGUCCCACAGUGGUAGGCUGUGAGUGCUCACUUAAUCUGUCAAGGGCCAGGUUACUGGGACCCUCGGCUGCAGGUUUCCUGUUGGUUCCAAGGCCCUGCAGUGGGACCGAGGCAGAGAGCAUGGGGACUCUGGGGGCUUUUGCCAAAUGGUCAGCCAUUACUUGUUCCUCUCUAACUGGAGUUUGCAGCAAGUUUUCCAUGACCUUCUUCCUGGUGCUCCAAAGUGGCAAGUGGCGUGGUCACCUAGACCAGCACUUGGGGUGGAUGUGAGAACCCCUGGUCGGCAGUGCUCAAGACUGUGGGGAGAAUGCCAGGUGGGUGGAGGAGGAAAUUCCAACCAGAUUAGGCACACUCCUAGACUGUAGACCAUGCUGAGUCCGGCAGUGAUGAAAACAGGGGCAAAAGGAAACAGGAAAGAUUUGAAGCGAGGGAACUUCCGCUGACCCUUUCACAGCCCUUCUCUUGCUUUGCUCGUCAGGGAAACUGCUGUCCCCAGCUCUGCUAGGAGGAGUCCUCCUUCCCAGCCAGGGUGCAGACGGAUGACUGACAGCAUUUUCUCCAGGAGCUGACACGAAUGCAGAGUUUGAAUCCGGAUCCCAAAGCCCAGUACACAAGCGUCUACGGAGCCCUCAAGAAAAUCGUGCGGACUGAAGGCUUCUGGAGGCCCUUGCGAGGCCUCAAUGUGAUGAUGAUGGGCGCAGGGCCAGCCCACGCCAUGUAUUUUGCCUGCUAUGAGAACAUGAAAAGGACUUUAAAUGCCGUUUUCCACCACCAAGGAAACAGCCACCUAGCCAAUGGGAUAGCUGGGAGUAUGGCCACCCUGCUCCACGAUGCAGUAAUGAAUCCAGCAGAAGUUGUGAAGCAGCGCAUGCAGAUGUACAACUCACCACACCGGUCGGCCCUCAGCUGCAUCCGGACAGUGUGGAGGACCGAGGGCUUGGGGGCCUUCUACCGGAGUUACACCACGCAGCUGACCAUGAACAUUCCCUUCCAGUCCAUCCACUUCAUCACCUAUGAGUUCCUGCAGGAGCAGGUCAACCCUCACCGGGGCUACAACCCGUGGUCCCACAUCAUCUCCGGAGGGCUGGCUGGGGCCCUUGCCGCGGCCGCCACCACCCCCCUGGACGUCUGUAAGACCCUCCUCAACACUCAGGAGAACAUGGCCCUCAGCCUGGCCAACAUCAGCGGCCGGCUGUCGGGCAUGGCCAACGCGUUCCGGAUGGUGUACCAGCUCAAUGGCCUGCCCGGCUACUUUAAGGGCAUACAAGCCCGCAUCGUCUACCAGAUGCCUUCCACUGCCAUUUCCUGGUCUGUCUACGAGUUUUUCAAGUACUUUCUCACCAAGCACAAGCUGGAGAAUCGAACGCCAUACUAAAGGAAUAGGCUGUGGGCAGUGAUUCCAGAAUCUUUUAUUUUUAAAAGGCUUUCUCUGCCUGCUUCCAUUCCCUUGCCCUGACACCACGAUUAUUUUCACAAGGUGUUUGCGGGAUGGGCCUGCGGCUCCCUGACACCUUAGAGAGGAGAGGAUGGGACAGCCGCUUACCAGAAGGCCGUCCGCAGGGACAUCCGAAGUGGUGGUAGGUGGGGAAAGGCUUUGGAAGGGGAGCAAGAAAUGGCUUUUUCUCUUCCUUCCCUGAGAGGAAUGUGGCUUUUCUGCUUCACCGUGGCAGAUCCCUCCCCUAGAAUUGUAGAUCACACAGGAGGGAAGAAAAUGUGCAGUGACCGAAAACAUUAAAGGAAAAAAAAAAAGUAUGUAAAAGUUCCAGUACACAGUAUAAAAUAGAUGGAUAAUGUUUAUCCUUUAUUUUUCUACAUAGAGGUUUUUGGAUUUGUGUGUGUGCCUAUGUGUGUGUGUGAAUAAGUGUGACAGCUUGGAUUACAAAGCUGUCUUGUUUUUGUUUUUUAAAUAGAGGGCUGAAUUCUUCCAUUGGAUUAAGUAAAAGGCACCAAAGUAAUAAAUUGCUAGAUGUGGCCUAAAAUUGUGUUGAGCCCCCAGAUGGAAGUUUCACUUGAAUGUAAAAUAAUAAAUAUAAGUUUAUAUUUUGAA
Molecule: messenger RNA, 3076 nt
Organism: Pteropus alecto (black flying fox)
Lineage: Eukaryota; Metazoa; Chordata; Mammalia; Chiroptera; Pteropodidae
Gene: SLC25A37
Product: solute carrier family 25 member 37
Exons: 4
Coding region: 1604-2404 (266 amino acids)
Biological process (GO): iron import into the mitochondrion
Cellular component (GO): mitochondrial membrane
Molecular function (GO): ferrous iron transmembrane transporter activity
Source: RefSeq, a predicted model, not a curated record